AGAAGAUGUGAAUAAUAGUUUAUUAAUAAAAAAAGAAUACAUGGAACCUGACGAACAAUUACCAAAACCAACAGAAGUAGUAAAUGUAGAUGUGAACAUAAAAACUGAAUUCCAAUCACCUGCUGCAGAAGACACAACAAUUUAUGAAAAUAUAAAAACUGAAGAAUUAACAAUUAAAGAAGAAUGUAUAGGAGUUAAUGAACCAGUAGAAGAUGAUGAAUAUACAAAUAUUGAAAAUCUACUAGGAAUAUCUACGGAUGGCGUAGUUGAAGAGGAGAAAUUAGAAAAAAAUGCUCCAGAAUAUCAACAAAUCAAUUUUGGGGAACAUUUUUUGUGUGAUAUUUAUGACAAGACAAUUAACGAUGGUAAUAAUUUACUUAAUAAACAAAUUGAUAAGGAACUAAAACUAUUUCCCUGUGAUAUUUGUAAUGUAACAUUUAGUUCUUACAAAAGUUUAACUACUCAUCAACAACAGGUUCACCCUGGAGAGAAUCUUUUCUCAUGUGAUAUUUGUGGGAAAACAUUUAAUCGACAACCUCAUUUAACUCAACACAAACGAGUUCACAGUGGAAUUAAACCGUUUUCAUGUGACCUGUGCGAUAAAACAUUUACUACACAAAGCAAUUUAGUUGUACAUCGACGUACUCAUACUCAAGAAAAACCUUUUCAAUGUGAUAUUUGUAACAAAUCGUAUUCGCAAAAUAGCCAUUUAACUGUACAUAAACGAACUCACACUGGAGAAAAACGUUUUUCUUGUGAGGUUUGUAAUAAAACAUUUAGCUCGCAUAAUGGUUUUGUUUUUCACAAAAGAAUUCAUACAGGCGAAAAACCUUUUUCAUGUGAAUUUUGUAACAAAACAUUUAGUGGACGUUCUAAUUUAGUUGUACAUAAACGGACUCAUACUGGGGAGAGACCUUUUGAAUGUGACGUCUGUAGUAAAACGUUUACCCAUCACAGUCAUUUUGUUGUUCAUAAACGAUCUCACACCGGAGAAAAACCUUUCUCAUGUAAUGUUUGUGAUAAAUCAUUUACUACGAAAUGGGAUUUAGCUAGACAUAACCGAAUUCAUACAGGUGAAAAACCCUUCUCGUGUAAUAUUUGUGACAAAACUUUUACGGAUCGAAGUAAUUUAGGUCGUCAUAAACAAACACAUAGUUAUUAAUCAGUUUUUGAACAAAUUUUCGUUGACAAAACCUUUUCAAAAAUUUCUUUGUGCACUUCGCUUAUUCCAUUAAGUAUGAGUAUGUUUCCUUAAAUGAAAAA
Molecule: messenger RNA, 1263 nt
Organism: Chrysoperla carnea
Lineage: Eukaryota; Metazoa; Arthropoda; Insecta; Neuroptera; Chrysopidae
Product: zinc finger protein 239-like
Exons: 1
Coding region: 41-1162 (373 amino acids)
Biological process (GO): regulation of transcription by RNA polymerase II
Cellular component (GO): nucleus
Molecular function (GO): DNA-binding transcription factor activity, RNA polymerase II-specific; RNA polymerase II cis-regulatory region sequence-specific DNA binding
Source: RefSeq, a predicted model, not a curated record